Messenger RNA from Protopterus annectens (West African lungfish), 1044 nucleotides. It is a transcript of the gene ID3, whose product is annotated as inhibitor of DNA binding 3, HLH protein. Gene Ontology annotation, molecular function: protein dimerization activity; transcription regulator activity. The transcript has 3 exons. The record is from RefSeq and is a predicted model, not a curated record. The coding region runs from base 98 to 508 and encodes 136 amino acids. Lineage: Eukaryota; Metazoa; Chordata; Ceratodontiformes; Protopteridae. Gene Ontology annotation, biological process: circadian regulation of gene expression; negative regulation of transcription by RNA polymerase II; cell differentiation. Gene Ontology annotation, cellular component: nucleus; cytoplasm.
AAGCUAUCAGUAGCAUUUGUAGCUGUGUGAGAGUGGUUAAUAAAAGUGUAAACUAACAUACAGACAUUGUGGUGGUGGAAAGUAGUACGGUUUCAGUAUGAAAGCUAUCAGCCCAGUAAGAUCUGUACGAAAAAACAGCGGUCUAUCUGACCACAGUCUGGGUAUUUCACGCAGCAAAACGCCUGUGGACGAUCCAAUGAGUCUGCUGUAUAACAUGAACGACUGUUACUCCAAACUGAAGGAGCUAGUGCCAAGCAUUCCGCAGAACAAGAAAGUGAGUAAAAUGGAAAUCCUACAACAUGUCAUCGAUUACAUUCUGGAUUUGCAGAUCGCUCUGGACUCUCAUCCCAGUAUUGUCAGUUUACAUCAACAACAGAGACCGGCACAGAGUUCUUCUUCUAGACCUCCACUGACUGCCCUGAAUACAGACAUCAGUAUAUUAUCUUUACAGGCAUCUGAAUUCCCCUCAGAAUUCAUGACAGAUGACAGCAAAGCACUUUGUCGUUAAACGAUUGGUGUUCGCUUGGGGACUUUUCUUUUUUUGCACAACUACAGGACCUAGGAGAUGAAUUAUUUUCUUUGUUUUUAAAUGCAGUUGUCCACAUCGGAGGUGUCACACGACUGAAGAAACUAUGAAGCGAUUUUUCCUUACUCUACUUGGUUAUUUAUGAAGAUUUGUAAAUGCUCUUUCUUCAUAUGGAAGGCUUUCUGACUUUUUCCCCUUGGGAUCAGCACGUUAUUUUUCAAAGACUCUCUAUUUUAAGAAGACUUUGCCUUUUUUUCUAAAAGGUGGAGCGUGGUUGCAAGGAACACCAGUGUUCGGUUUUAAAUUCACGUGAAAGAACUGUUUUGGACUUAAAAGACUGGAUGUUGUACAAAUUGUAUAUAAUAAAGACAAUGCGAACUCUCUAUAACCUUGUAUAGUAGCAGAAAUUUGAGUUUCUGCAGAUUAUGUUGUACUUAAAUCAUGCUAAACUUUUUAUAAAAGUUUAAAUGUAAAUUGAAACUUUUUAUACAAAAUAAAUUGAUUUACCUUUAUUGAAA